This is a messenger RNA of Phytophthora infestans T30-4, 411 nucleotides long. RefSeq lists its product as uncharacterized. The record is from RefSeq and is a predicted model, not a curated record. Lineage: Eukaryota; Oomycota; Peronosporomycetes; Peronosporales; Peronosporaceae. The transcript is spliced from 3 exons. Bases 1 to 411 code for a protein of 136 amino acids.
AUGAUCAUCAAACUGGCCCUUGAAGUUGAUUGCGUAUGCGCUCGCUCAUGCGCCGUCGUCACUGGCGGCCUUCCAGCACCCGAUUGGAUCGUAGCCCAUCAAUCAGCUUCCAACUUAACCAACGGGUACUUCACCACAGUGUGUAACGCUAACCACUUGGCUUUGAGCCAGUACCAGCGCCACAAUGCCAAGCGAGGGCUUGCCGCCCGAGCGCGGGUGCUAGACGCUUACACGAGCGGACGAGACUGGGCCCUGGUGGCGGACUGUAACUGCAUUUCAGCCACUACAGGUACAUGUACAGCCCGCAAGAUUGUCGAGCGUGGGCCACCGGACGUCAAGACGAGAGGUGGUGCACGCGCAGCGUGCACUAAGCGCACGCCUGAGAUGGAGGAGGCGCUAUAUGUACUGUAG